CGCACGUUCACACGCACACAGCAGCUCCCAUCGUCAUCGAUCGAGCUCACUCCCUCACUCGCUCACUCACUUCCAGUCUCCGGCCGGCUACCUGCAGCGAGCUCAUCCCUUGAUCGAGGUCGGUCGCUCCAGCGCGGCGUCGAUGGAGAUGGACGCGCAGUGGAUGUCUCCUAGCGGCGGCAGCAUCAGCUUGCCGUCGUCCGCGGCGGCGGCGGCGGCGGAGCUGCGGCGGGGGCCGUGGACGGCGGAGGAGGACGCGCUGCUGGCGGGCUACGUGGCGGCGCACGGGGAGGGCCGCUGGAACGAGCUGACGCUCGCCGCGGGGCUGCGCCGCACCGGCAAGAGCUGCCGCCUCCGGUGGCUCAACUACCUCCGCCCCGGGGUGCGCCGCGGCGGCUUCACCCCGCGGGAGCAGCUGCUCAUCCUCGACCUCCACUCCCGCUGGGGCAACCGCUGGUCCAAGAUCGCCGCGCACCUGCCGGGCCGCACCGACAACGAGGUCAAGAACUACUGGCGCACGCGGGUGCAGAAGCACGCCAAGCAGCUCGGCUGCGACGUCGGCAGCGGCCGCUUCCACGACGCCAUGAGGAACCUCUGGAUGCCGCGCCUGCUCGAGCGGAUCCACGCCGACGAGUCCGCCGCCGCUGGUGACGCUUCGCACUACUUCCACGCCGCGAGCCCAGCGCACGCGCCGCCCUCCCAGCCGGCGUACCCCAACGCUGCAGCACCCACCAGCAGCUGCGCGCGCGCAACUUCACCGGACGCCGCGUCGUGCGUGACCGGGUCGCCGUCGCCAUGGGAGGCGUCGCCGGCAGCGCAGUUCCAGACAAGCAGUCCGAGCAUGCCGGCUUGGUCCACCGAGCAGUGCCAAAACGGCUGCUCGAGCGCGACGAGCGGUGGUGACAUGUUCGACGAGAGCUGGUCGGAGCUUCUUGCGCGCGCCAACCACGACGACGCGGAUUCCGCCGGACUGCCGGGCUUCGGAUUAUUGGGAGAAACUGGAGACAGUUUGUGGAGUUUGGACGAUAUCUGGCAGCAACCGCUAUGCUGAUCGAUAUACGUAUGCUCAGGGGCGGAUCCAACGUGGGGGCAGGGGGGCUAGAGCCCCCCUACCCCCAUGGAUCCAAUGGAGCCCCCCAAGAAUUUUCAACCAUGAAUGAAGAGGAGGAAGAAGAAAAGGAGGAGGAGGAAGAAGAAAAAGUGAGGAGGGAAGAAGAAAGAGGGAAAAUUAGCCCCCCUAGAUUGAGAUUCUAGAUCCGCCACUGCGUAUGCUGCUAUGGUGACCGAACUUUUUGUAGUGUUAUCUGAUUGAUAAUUGAUUAGUAAUCAGCAGAGACUUAUGCCAAAUAAAAACCAUUUAAUCGAA
Panicum virgatum (switchgrass) is the source of this 1366-nucleotide messenger RNA. Its product is annotated as transcription factor JAMYB-like. Gene Ontology annotation, cellular component: nucleus. Gene Ontology annotation, molecular function: sequence-specific DNA binding; DNA-binding transcription factor activity. Bases 143 to 1051 code for a protein of 302 amino acids. Lineage: Eukaryota; Viridiplantae; Streptophyta; Magnoliopsida; Poales; Poaceae. Gene Ontology annotation, biological process: regulation of DNA-templated transcription. The record is from RefSeq and is a predicted model, not a curated record. The transcript has a single exon.